GAUACAGAGACGGCUUGAGCGCCAUAUUGGAGUGUAACUAACUAGCUAUUGUUAUAAAUAGGGUCGGGGCUGCUGCUGGCUGAGUUUACAUGUUUUCUACAAGUUUGUUCUAAGGAAAAGAGAAAGUUAUCGGUUGGUCAUGAAAGAAAUGUCAGCGAACAGUAACAGUAUGCAUGGCGGGCAGCAGCCUCAGAAACACUAUGGCAUUACCUCAUCCAUUAGCAUGGCCUUCCCCAGGGAGGUGGACCAUCAGUACACACACAAGCUCAGCGAUGCCAUGAAACCCUUUGGCGUGUUUGAGGAUGAGGACGAACUCAACCACAGACUCGCAGUUCUUGGGAAGUUGAAUACAUUUGUCAAGGAAUGGAUUGCAGAGAUCAGUGAAACGAAGAACCUCCCACCAUCAGCGAUAACCAAUGUGGGGGGAAAGAUCUUCACCUUUGGGUCUUACCGGCUUGGAGUUCACACUAAAGGGGCGGAUAUUGAUGCCUUGUGUGUAUCGCCGCGACACGUGGAGAGGACAGAUUUCUUCGACUCAUUCUUUGCAAAGCUCAAACUGCACGAAGAGAUCAAAGACCUACGGGCGGUGGAGGAUGCCUUUGUACCUGUGAUCAAAUUCAAGUUUGACGGCAUCGAGAUUGACCUGCUGUUUGCGCGGCUGGCUCUGCAGUCCAUCCCAGAUAACCUGGAUCUGAGAGGAGACUCCCACCUGAGGAACCUGGACAUCCGCUGUAUCCGCAGCCUCAAUGGCUGCAGAGUGACAGAUGAGAUCCUGUACUUGGUACCAAACAAGGAGAACUAAUACAUUGGUCCAAACAAGGAGAACUUCAUGGCCUACCCUAGGGCCAUCAGGACUGUAAUACAUGGCCGUGGGAUCUACUCCAACAUGUUGGGCUUCCUGGGUGGAGUCUCCUGGGCCAUGCUGGUAGCCAGGACCUGCCAGCUCUACCCCAACGCUGUGGCCGCCACUCUCGUACACAAGUUCUUCCUCGUCUUCUCCAAAUGGGAAUGGCCAAAUCCUGUGCUUUUGAAACAGCCUGAAGACAGCAAUCUGAAUCUCCCUGUUUGGGAUCCACGAGUGAAUCCGUCAGACCGGUACCACCUGAUGCCCAUCAUCACGCCAGCCUACCCCCAGCAGAACUCUACCUACAACGUCUCCUCUUCCACACGCACCAUCAUGAACGAGGAGUUCAAAUACGGUCUCAGUGUUACAGAUGACAUCCUUCAGGGGAAAACAGACUGGUCCAAACUGUUCCAGCCACCCAACUUUUUCCUCAAGUACAAGCAUUAUAUUGUUCUGACUGCCAGUGCAUCCACAGAAGAAAAUCAAUUAGAAUGGAUUGGUCUGGUGGAGUCUAAGAUCCGUGUCCUGGUGGGGAACCUGGAGAGGAAUGAGUACAUCACCCUGGCACACGUCAACCCCACAUCCUUCCCCGGGAACAAGGAGAGCUGUAGCGAGAAUGAGUUUGUGUCCAUGUGGUUCAUUGGAAUCAUCUUCAAGAAAGUGGAGAACGCAGAGAGCGUCAACAUCGACCUGACCUACGACAUCCAGUCCUUCACAGAUACAGUUUACAGGCAGGCCAACAACAUCAACAUGCUGAAGGAUGGGAUGAAGAUCGAAGCGACGCACGUGAAGAAGAAGCAGCUCCACCAGUACCUUCCUGUUGAGCUGGUGCAGAGGAAGAAGAGGAGCAUAGUGGAGCUGAACCGGAACUCCAACGGCGGGAGUUCCAAGCGGUCCUCUCUCGACGGCAGUCAGCUGGACAGUUCCAGAGACACCGACUCCGGGACUCCCUUCAGCUCUCCCACCUCCGCCUGCAAGCCGUCCAGGCCGGCCACCUCAGACACAGACGACAGUUUGACACCCCCCAAGCUGCCAGCCUCUCUGUUUGUGGAGAACAGCUCCUCGGGGCCAGACGUCUCUCCACCCAGGGCCGAUCAGGAGAAGGGGUUGUCCAUCCCCGUCAUUGGAUCAAAGUCCAAGCCCUCUGCCCCAACGGGCCCAGUCGGUAGCACCAUUCCUACAGUAGUGGGUAGGAGCGUGGUCUCUCUCCCUGGCAGUACCAGCACUACAGAGCAGAACCAGAACGGAUCCAAGAGACUCCACUCCCCUACGCUGGAGGAUCAGUCCAAGAGACUGAAAGACAGCGCAGAGCCGCUGGCUGAUGUCUUGACCUUCAAGGAGCCGUUCCCUCCGUCUGGCGACGGCAGGGAGCAAGGGGACGGAGUCCAAGUGGUGAGUCCUCCAGCAGGCAGCACCAUUCCUACAGUAGUAGGCAGGAGCGUUGUACCCUGCCUGGGCUCCUCUAGAGAUACAUCCAGCCCGACAGAGCAGAACCAGAACGGAGCCACCGCUGCAGCCAAGAGACCUCACUCCCCCACACAGGACGGACCCCCCAAGAGGAUACGAGACCCUGCAGAUCUGCUGGUGUCCGGUGAUGACUCUGCAUUCAAGGAGCCGUUCCCUUUAUCUAGCGACGGCCAGGAGCAAGGGGACGGAGUGAACGUCGAAAGUCUUGGUGGGGUAAAGGCUAUGCCUAUUCCAACUAUCGACACAUCAAGAACACAGAGACUUCCCAGUAUGGAGCUGCCGGACGUGACUUCUCCCCUCCCCAGCAGUAACCACCAGCGAGUGGUUAAGAACUCCAUCAGACUAGCCCUCAACAGGCACAGGUAACCCCAGGUAACGCCCCCCCCCCCCAAACCCCUUCCUUCACGAGGCCAGGACCUACAACACUGACUAGCUCCAGACCUGAGAGAUCCAAAAUCAAGACGACUGUGGUAAAAACCUAGUGAGGAAGCCCAUUUUUAACUCUCCCGCUCACCCCACCCUGUCACUGGACGAUGUGCAACGACAGUCCCUUGUUCCCCCCAAAAAAUGUCAUCUCUGUUUCUAUGGUCCCCUUCCCAGUUGAGCCUGAAGCAGAAAUUAAAAUGCUGAUUUAAGAUUGGGUUGGAGAAGAGUUGGAUUUAUUUAUUUAUUUUUUUGUACAUUUCCCCCCUCUUCCUUUACUGUGUGUAGUUUUAAAUGGCCUUAACGUGUCGAUGCUUGCUACUACACCUGUCUGUACCACACUGAUGUUUUGACAAAUGGAGAAGUUCUACAGUAGGUGUAGUUUAUUGUACAUAGCUCGUCUUUAAAAAAUAAAAAAAAAGAAUCACAGACGUUUAGUCUAAUCCAUACAGCUGUUAUAGUUUUAUGAUCUAAAAUGAAAAGAAAAAAAAAGUUUAAAAAUGUAUUGUCCCCCCCACUGUUUGUCAACCACAUUACAACGUGACCUUGAUAGCCAAUCUCAGCCUUCCCACCCAGUAGACUCAGCAACUUGGGUUGUGUUCAUUUGGGCCCAACAUAUGAAAAUGUUUUGCAACAGAAACCUGAAAUGAGCAUUCAUUUUUGGAUAAGUUCAGAUGAUA
Messenger RNA from Oncorhynchus gorbuscha (pink salmon), 3414 nucleotides. It is a transcript of the gene papolg, whose product is annotated as poly(A) polymerase gamma. The record is from RefSeq and is a predicted model, not a curated record. The transcript has 24 exons. Gene Ontology annotation, cellular component: nucleus. Gene Ontology annotation, molecular function: poly(A) RNA polymerase activity; RNA binding. Lineage: Eukaryota; Metazoa; Chordata; Actinopteri; Salmoniformes; Salmonidae.